Podarcis lilfordi (Lilford's wall lizard) is the source of this 7030-nucleotide messenger RNA. The record is from the annotation of a GenBank genome assembly. Lineage: Eukaryota; Metazoa; Chordata; Lepidosauria; Squamata; Lacertidae.
AUGCCUACACAGCCUCGCUUCCUGCAUAUCUCUGCUAAGCGUGCACACAGCUCCACUGGAUGUAUGUCGCAGUUCUCCUGUGUACAGGGCAUUGUACGCACACUUCUGGCAGUGCACAGGCAAGUGCAGCCACCUGGCAGAUGCUCCCAACUUGAAAUGGUAACAUGAGAAGGAGUCCAUGUUUUCCAUGGCUGCUUCCCCUGACAUACAUAUCACCUUUAGGAUUAUUUUGGUUCUUUGGCUUCAAAUGAUCAAGUGUUGUCUUGUGACACUCAGCAGCCUUGUUCUGCCUUUCAGCAAGGAGUAAAAAGCAGACUCUGACUCUGCUAAGCAUUGCUACAUUCAUCAACAAGAGCCUGGGGAUGCCACCAGCCCAUGCCACAGAGGUCAAUCACAGAGGGACAGAAGGGCUACAUCACAUCCAGGCCAGGUUUGCUUUUGCCAUGAGUCUGGUGGCCGUGAGUCUGACUUUACAGAGGACAAUCUUCUAGUUCAGGGUGUCCCAAACUUGGGUCUCCACCUGUUUUGGGACUACAAUCCCCAUCAUCCCUGACCACUGGUCCUGCUAGCUAGGGAUGAUGGGAGUUGUAGUCCAACAACAGCUGGAGGGCCAAGUUUGAGAAACCCUAUUCUAGUGGAAGCUCUAGUUGGAGGUGUUUUCUAUCCAAAGGUCUGUUGGGUUAGACUUGUUUAAACCAUAAUAACGGGGAGCUGGGGUCUUGAGGUUGCCCAUCAACACUGAAAACCUGGACAUCAGAUUGAGUGAGGCACUCAGAUCACCUACCUGGUCACACUAUUCCUCACUAUGUCCUUGGUUUCUGUUUAAAUUACAGCCAUUAUUUCUAGGCAGAUUGUAUGCAGAUCUCUGUCCUCCUUUACUCUCUUGAUAGUGACAGGUUUCCUCUUUUUUUUGGCAAAGUUACCCUACAUAGCUGAUAACUGAGUUCUAGGAGAGUUUUAGCAGCUGAAUAAGACAGGCCAAUUCCCAAACUGUUGUAACGUGGAACUGGGGGGGGGGGUAACCUUUUUCAGGCUGAGGGUCACAUUGACCCACAGGCAACUGUCUGGGGUCACGUGUGUGUGUCAGAUUGGCUGAAGUGUAAAAAUUGGUUUCACCAUUUUUUAAAAUAAAUAAAUAAUACCUGGGUGUGUGUAUAUAUAUAUAUAUAUGAAUGAGAAUUCCUGGAUGCUAAGUACUCUUUGCUGAGAGAAAAUAUGUGACUACAGACUACAUUUCCACAAAACAGUAUGUGACAGUAUGUGGAAAUAAAGGCUGUUAUACCUUUAAAACGUGUGCCCUUCAAAGUGAGUUCCAAAAUGUCCCCUUAAAAAGUUCCUUUCCAAUGUUUUUUUUAAAAAAGACAAAUGAGUGGGGUUUUUGAGGUCACAAAAAAUCUAUUGGGGGACCAGAAGUAGCCAGCAGACCACAAGGCAGCCAUCCCUGCCAUAACCUGUCAGAGAAUCGGGCAAACUUUAAUUUGUCAUGUUUUCUCUAUAGCCUCUCCCUGUCCCCAUCCAGAGCAUGCAAAUUCCCAAGCCAAAAAAUUUAGGCUGUACCUUUAAGACUUGCUAACCUUAGCUUCUUGUAAAUCUUUAGGGCUCCUUAUUGUUUUUCAGAGCUGUGUGGCAGGAAUAAGUUGGGCAGAUGCAAUGCCUGCUCUCUGAGCAAUAAAUAGCACCCAUGAGAAGAGAAUAACCCACCAAGAUUUCCCCAACCAUAAAGCAAGAAGAUGCCGUUUUAGGCUGAGUUCUGGGAGAAGCUUUCAAUAUGCCUGGGUUAGUGGUGUAAAUUCAGGAGGCAACGCUUUUGCCAUCACUUACUUCUAUGACAGGGAAAGCUUCAUCGUGUUUCUGCAUGUUGUGGUUCUCUGAAGCCCCUGAGAACUCACUAGCACAGUCAGUCCAGGAGGCUGCAGCUCAACCGACCAUCAACUUAAUCAAAGUCUGCUUUCUCUUGCCAAUGCAUAACUAGGAGCAUAUUUGAGGCACUUCUUAAACCCUUAAGCGCACAGGUCAGAGGUACACACACACACACACACACACACACACACACACACUGUAUUAAGAGCAGAGGAACAGUCCAGGGGAAAAGAAAUUGGCAAUCAUACUACUACUACAUACUACUACUCCUACUAUACCUGAAGGAGCGUCUCCACCCCCAACGUUCUGCCCGGACGCUGAGGUCCAGCGCCGAGGGCCUUCUGCCGGUUCCCUCAUUGCAAGAAGCAAAGCUACAGGGAACCAGGCAGAGGGCCUUCUUGGUAGUGGCGCCCGCCCUGUGGAACGCCCUCCCAUCAGAUGUCAAAGAGAUAAACAGCUACCUGACAUUCAGAAGACAUCUUAAGGCAGCCUGUUCAGGGAAGUUUUUAAUGUGUGACAUUUUAGUGUAUUUUUGGUCUCUGUGGAAGCCGCCCAGAGUGGCUGGGGAAACCCAGCCAGAUGGGCGGGGUACAAAUAAUAAAUUAUUAUUAUUAUUAUUAUUUUAUUAUUAUUAUUUAUUUCUUAUACUCCACCCAACUAACUGGGUUUCCCCAGCCACUCUGGGCAGCUUCAUAACAUACAGUACUUCUAAAACCUGUUUUCACACCUGCAGGGUGUUUUUCUUUUAGCCAUUUACAAAAGUUGGUUCUCAAAUCUGAUAUUUAAGCUAAUGACAUGUAUUACACUGAGAGACUUGCAUCGCAAACCCAUCUAUUUCCCAGCCUGAGCAAGAAAGCAACUAUGCAAGUGGUUUGGUUUAGCCUGGAGUCCACAGAUUAGGCAAAAUUUAACUAGACUCUCAUGCAACACCUGCUGGAUAGGAUUAAAUAAAGUCCGUGAGCUUAAGAUGAUCUGCUUGAUCUCCACAGAUGAUUCUGCCAGUAUUGACUUGAUGUUAAUAAAGCGAUUAACUCGGAGCAAUAAACCCCAGCCAUGUGCAAUCAAAACAUGUCUUCUGUCUUUAUACUCCAGUUACAGCAGUCAUUCUUUGAGGCAUCAAAGCAGGAAAGAUUGCCCUUCAAAACCAUUUUUAAAGAACAAAGUAAACUGCUUGCAAUUUUCAUUGGCGUGCAGCUCGUCUACAGUUUGUUGUCCUAUAACUUGGAGACUUUGCAGCUUUUGUCACUUAGAGUAAAGACGUUCCAACUUAGUUCUGACAAUGGAGGCCCCAGAAGGUCAAAAGCCUUCUAAAUAAUGAAGUUUCUUUUGGCUACUGUUGAGCUAGGUGGAUCCCUGCCUUUGCUGAGAUUUUUCAUUCUGCAGGAAGGUCAGAGGGUGGAACUGGCAUCAUUGCUCCCCCUUCCAAAGAGACUGAAGUCAAAGUGGAAAGGGGAGAUUUCCUCCCUCCUCCCACUUGGCUCCCCACCAUCCAAUGUCCUCCUCUGUUUCUUCUUCCUUCUCCUGGGUCAGGAGCUGCCAAGACAAGCCUCAUCCCAACAAGGCUGGGGAGCUCUUGACUCAGCCAUUUGAAACUUACCUCAGCACUCAUCCUUCACUGCACCUGAGGGCAACAGGCUAGCAUAUGAGGUGCUGGAUUGAUCAUGUGGCACAUGCAGCUCUGUCCUCCGGCACCUCGCUGCCCAUCCAUGCCCACCAGCAUCUGCUUCCUCAGGUGACCACCACCAUCUACCUAAUGGUAGGGCCGUCCAUGCCUCCUGAACAAUGUGAGAUGGGAGGGUGCUGCUGCUGGGGGAAGUGGGAAUUGCCCAAUGUCAAGCUUCAAUCCUAAACUAACUUUUGGAAAUUUGCAGAAGGAAAACUUGAGUAGGCAUCAAGUAAAAUUAUGGUAUAGCCCAGGGGUCAGCAAACUUUUUCAGAAGGGGGCUGUUUCACUGUCCCUCCUAUGCCCCACAAAUAACCCAGAGAUGCAUUUUAAAUAAAAGGACACAUUCUACUCAUGUAAAAACACACUGAUUCCCGGACUGUCCGCGGGCCGGAUUGAGAAGGCGAUUGGGCCGGAUCUGGCCCCCGGGCCUUAGUUUGCCUUCCCAUGGUGUAGCUCAUGACAUUUCAAGAAUUAUUGACAGCAGUUGUUUGGGAAGUGAAAUGUUGUGGGCGAUCUUUGAUAAGUAAAAGCUGUCCCCAGUACCAGUCCAUAUGAAGAAAACAUCCUGGGAUUUCUUGUUAAGUCUUACGUUGCGUUGAAAAGGAUGCCCUUAAACAGGGUCGUAAAUAAUUGAAGCACAGCACAGUUAAAUAUUCAUGCGGUUUGUUUAUAGUUUCUGGUUUGUUUAUCGUCUUCCAAAGCUCUUGACUGUGGAUAAUGGCUGCUCUUGGUUCACAUGUAAGCAACGCAGCAAAGCUUUGGAGAGGAGAAGGGUAGGUCUAAAAUUUUAAGUUUCCCAAACAUUUGGAAGCCCAUAUUGCAACACUUGUUCAGGGGAGCCUACUCCCAGGUAGCUGUGUCCAGUGGGCUUGCAACAUAUGCAGGGGCUACGCAUAAGAGAGCCAGUGUGGUGUAGUGGUUAAGAGCAGUAGUCUCGUAAUCUGGUGAACCAGGUUCACGUCUCCGCUCCUCCACAUGCAGCUGCUGGGUGACCUUGGGCCAGUCACACUUCUUUGAAGUCUCUCAGCCCCACUCACCUCACAGAGUGUUUGUUGUGGGGGAGGAAGGGAAAGGAGAAUGUUAGCCGCUUUGAGACUCCUUAAAGGGAGUGAAAGGCGGGAUAUCAAAUCCAAACUCUUCUUCAAACUCCAAACUCUUUUUCCGGGGAGGUCUGUGCACAAAGGCAAAAUCAUGCAAAAUAAGGAAGACCCCCCCCCCAACCACUUCCAUGUGCUUAUAUUUACCUUACCAGGCUCUGGGAAGGUCACACGAGAUCUCAGGCAGCCCUUUCGGACUGUUCCUCGCCCCCUCUGGCUUUCCAUUCAUUUAUACAUUAUCCCACCAUCCUACCAAAAACUGCCACCGUGUAAGUAAAUCACUCAUAAGUUGCAGGCCUACUUUACAGGACUGCAGCCUUAGCAACGAAAGAUCAAAACAUACAGCAUCAGCUCAUGAAGACUUGGAACUCAUUCCACAUUUUACUUUUAAACCUUAAACUAGUCAUUUUUAUUUCUUUGCUUCACUGGAAUUUAACGUGCUGUAUAUUCUCAGCACUUGACAUAGUUGCUCAUGACUCGCUAAUGUUCAUAUCCUCUUUGUCAGGUCUUCCUGAUUUAGAAAUAAUGUUCACAUAGCUUCAGGAAGCCCCUUUAAGACAGAGGGAAUCUGCCAGGGUCUAGAGAUUCUCUGUGUUGAAAGUACUGUCAUACUGCAGCCCUGUCCACUGUCAACAGAAUACAGCUGCACAGCAGUGUUGACAGUUCAGCUUUCUUUGCAGUGGGCUUGUGUGUGUAGCUAUAUUUUUAGCAGAGCUGCGAGAGUAAUUUGAUAAAUUUUAAAAGGUGCCCUUGGUUAAUCGGGCAGAAGGCUCUAUCUAUAUAUUUAAUUGUUUGUAACACAGCAGCUUUCUCACACACAGACAAGGCAGGCAGCACCAUCUUGGAGCACUGCUAAACUAGAAGCAUAGAGUUGAAAUACGACACUUUGUUCACUCAUUUUUGUCAUGGGGCGUGCACGCCAAGGCAUAACAAAGCCAAUGUCUUCUUGAAUUUUACAGAUACUUCUUCCAUCUUUUCUCAGACAGCAGAAAAGGUGGCUUUAUUUGAAAGGAUGGUGCAGUCUCUACAGGUGUAAACAUUCUCAAUUCUCUUCUCCCAUCUUCCUAGGCAGUGUGGUUUCAACAUGCACAGUGGUGUCUCAAGCCAGUAAAAUAAGCCUAUCAUUACUGUACACAGCUUCACUAUAAGCUUUUGGUAGGUACCCCUUUAUCACCCCAUUUAUUUUUAAAUCAGUAUUUUGUGAGAAAAACUUUUCUGGCUUUUUUUACAUCACACCAUUGCAUUACAUUACAUUAAUUUACACACACACUGCUUUUUUUCUGGGGGGAAUGCGGGGGUACACAUAUGUCAAUAUGAGUAGGAAAAUGAGAGUACCCCUAAACAUUUCUUUAGAAAAAAAGCACUGUAUGUAUAUUGCAUUAGUGCUUAGAUGAAAAGGUGUAAUCACACUAAUAACUGAUUAUAUUAAAAAGAAAAGCCUUGCCACCUUUUCAGUCACUGCCAUUUCCAGCAACAUGGUUGUUUUAAUGAUUAAGCACUUCAAAUCUACACUUGUGAUACUUUUUUUUUUCCAUAGGCAUAAUUACACUUAAACAAAUAGGUACUUUACCCCUACUUAAAAGAUAAAUAUAUAAUUUUAAAAAUAACUGGGGGGGGGGAGAGAAGAUUUUUAAAAAUGACCUCUCAGGUGAAUUGGGCCUUUUGCUCUCAAAUCUACAAGAGCCAUGUGACGCUCACUGGUGUGGAGUAAUAUAGUGAGAUGAACGCAUGAGCCAAGUCAACAGGCAGGGAGUAGGAGGCAGGGGUGGGGGGCGGACGAUGAGAAAAAGGAUGGUGGGGUAGAGCUGUGGGGUUACAUAGGAGGAGAGGGGGAAGGCAGAGAGAGUGAGCCACAGCAGGCGGUGGCAACCUUGUAAGAUUCACUUUGGUGACUCAGACUUAUGUCUGUUUCCAAAAGUGACCAUCUAGAAUCGUUGGGAAACUUGCAAGGAGAGACUCAGUAGUGAUCCUUUGGCGUUUGUUCCUAGCAUCUGUUACUUUUUUAUAUUAAAAAGGCAUUUCAGCCACACUGGAAAUGACUGAUAUUCUGAUAAUAUUGUAGAAUGCCUUGUUUAGAUUCUUAGUAUUUUUAAAAACAAAACAAAACAGUACUUACAUGCAUUUCUUACUGAUUGUAGAUCAGCAAUGUAGGGUUAACCAUAAUAACUUUGUCAAGUGCUUUGAAUUGAUUGUGUUUGUAUAUUUGCCAGGCAGAAGAGAACAUUGCGAACUCUGCCGCACGCCUGAUGAGAAUGGACGCGUUUGUCCUGAACUUCAUGCCACGUAGAACUAACAUGUGUAAUAUGAGUAAAGGUCAGCAUUAAAAUAGCCAUUAACUUGUUUCCUUCUUCAAAUUCCAGGAGCAAUGCAGUCACAGAGAGAUGCAACCUUUUAAAUUCAUUUCAGC